This is a messenger RNA of Arvicola amphibius (Eurasian water vole), 2693 nucleotides long. RefSeq names its product beta-1,3-galactosyltransferase 1 (gene B3galt1). NCBI's taxonomy places the organism in Eukaryota, Metazoa, Chordata, Mammalia, Rodentia, Cricetidae. Gene Ontology annotation, cellular component: membrane. The coding region runs from base 705 to 1685 and encodes 326 amino acids. The transcript has 5 exons. Gene Ontology annotation, molecular function: N-acetyl-beta-D-glucosaminide beta-(1,3)-galactosyltransferase activity. The record is from RefSeq and is a predicted model, not a curated record.
GAAGAGGGGGGCAUCCAUGCCAGGAGCUGGCCUCAACUCAGGGUAGUGUGCUGCCAAAGGCAGGGAGGAUAACGAUCAGGUGUCACCCAGAGUCUACAGGAGAGCUUCAGCAUUUCCAAGGAAGAUUAACAGUGAAUACCCGGAUGGCACACUCUGAGCUCUGGGCCCUGUGACUUCUGAAUUCUGGAUGAGGAAGGAAGAAAUGGGUCUCCAUGGAACUGUGGAUGGUGUUUGACUCAGGCAGCCAAUAGGAAGUCAGCGAGCUUACAGGUAUCGUGGCCAUGGACAGGGCCUUGGAAGAGGCAAAAGGGACAAGCAUUUGAGCACAUGAAGCAUUUCCAAGGAGUCUGCAAGUUGGUGACGAGCAGCUUCUGGAGUAGGCCUCUCCAAUCUCCGUAGACCCAUGGAGACCACGGUAGAUGUUCUCUGCAACUGGGGUGAGAAGAGAGAAGAAGCAGCCGGCUUGGUCCAACAGAGUUCCAAGGACGAUUUCUGAGGCAUGGGGCAUCCAUCAGGGUGGGAGGAGAGAGAAGUGAGUGCUACGAUGCCGGAGCACAGCUGAGGCGCACAGACACCUAGCAACCGACUCCUCUCCUGCAGAAUUCAUUGCUUGCUGAAUAAUAUGCUGCCUUUGCAAAGGGACGCGAAACUCGUGCCUCAAAGACGUGUUCUUCAGCCUUUGCAGUAGACCUGUUCUCAAGACCAUGGCUUCAAAAGUCUCCUGCCUCUAUGUUUUGACCGUUGUGUGCUGGGCCAGCGCUCUCUGGUACUUAAGCAUCACCCGACCUACUUCUUCCUACACUGGCUCAAAGCCAUUCAGUCACCUAACCGUUGCCCGGAAAAACUUCACCUUUGGCAACAUAAGAACUCGACCUAUAAACCCCCACUCUUUUGAGUUUCUGAUAAAUGAACCCAACAAAUGUGAGAAAAACAUUCCUUUCCUUGUGAUCCUCAUUAGUACCACACACAAGGAAUUUGAUGCCCGCCAGGCCAUCCGGGAGACUUGGGGGGAUGAGAACAACUUCAAAGGGAUCAAGAUAGCCACUCUUUUCCUCCUGGGCAAAAAUGCUGAUCCUGUUCUGAACCAGAUGGUGGAGCAAGAGAGUCAGAUCUUCCAUGACAUCAUUGUGGAGGACUUCAUUGACUCUUACCACAACCUCACCCUCAAAACCUUAAUGGGGAUGAGAUGGGUGGCCACUUUCUGUUCAAAAGCCAAGUAUGUCAUGAAGACCGACAGUGACAUUUUUGUGAACAUGGACAACCUUAUUUAUAAACUUCUGAAACCCUCCACCAAGCCGAGAAGAAGGUAUUUUACUGGUUACGUCAUCAAUGGUGGGCCGAUCCGGGAUGUCCGCAGUAAGUGGUAUAUGCCUCGGGAUUUGUACCCUGACAGCAACUACCCGCCAUUCUGUUCAGGAACUGGCUAUAUCUUUUCCGCUGAUGUGGCUGAACUCAUUUACAAAACCUCCCUCCAUACCAGGCUGCUUCACCUUGAAGAUGUGUACGUGGGACUGUGUCUUCGAAAGCUAGGCAUACACCCUUUCCAGAAUAGCGGCUUCAACCACUGGAAAAUGGCCUACAGUUUGUGUAGGUACCGCCGCGUCAUCACCGUCCACCAGAUCUCUCCGGAAGAAAUGCACAGGAUCUGGAACGACAUGUCAAGCAAGAAGCAUCUCAGAUGCUAGGGUUUUUAUUGAUGUACAUACGUUUCUUUUCUAAGAAAUGGAGACUAAGGUGUUGGUAUUUUGUGGGUGUCACCAAGGGAAAAUGAACUGGUAAGGGGUUUUGUAAAGUCUUUGCUUCCUGUUCCUGGUUCCUUUCUUGGAUCACUAAUUUACAAGUAUUGGGCUCAGUCAUGGAAACAGUAAGUGCAUUAGGAGGGCCAGAUUUCACUCUCAGGUCCUAAGACAUUGUCAUUUGUUUCCAAAAGUGAUUCUAAAUAACUGCUAGGAUUGUGCACUGCGCAUCUGAGAUCAAAAAAAUCUGGGUCAGGAAAUGGAAAUUCACACUAAGGUCUUCAUAUCAUUGCUGCAAAAAUAAAUAGUAACUCUUUAGGGGAAAAAAAAAACCAAGCCAGAAAAGAUACAUAGUCAGGAAGCCACACUGGAUGUGAUUUUUAAUGCUGGGUGUUAUUGUCACUUUGGAUUUUUGCAUAUAUUGCCACAGAAUGUGUACAGAAUCCGUGAUUCUACCAAUAAUUGAUUUUAUCUUAUCCCUGGUAGGGAGGCUGUGAUGAGAUAGAUGGGAAUUGAAACUUGAGAAUCAGUUAUUCUGUAUGAAUAGAAACACGUAGGCUUAUACUUUCAAGGAUUAAAUCUGGUCAGCAGGUGGGUUGUACAUAAAAUGCUACUCCAAGUAAGCAACUAAACACAUUUUUUUUUCAGAACAGAUAUUACAUGGUGCCACCGAGGAGACUGCCAAAUGUAGUACUGUCACCUGCUUUUUUCCAUAUAAUGUCUUUAAGUGCAUUUUACAGUUCUUUGAUCAGGCAGGUGUCUGUCUCCAUGUGUAGAAAAUAAGUUAGUAGGAGGUCCAGAAACAAUACAUAGCAGUUGAUAAAAUGCAAAUUUAGGCAUCCAUUCUAACUAGCAUAAGCUUAGCAACAGUGUACAAUGCCCCUCUCACAUGUUUGCAAAGCAUGUGAGACAAAUCUUUAACAGGUACCAGUGUUAUUGAAAGAUGUGGCCCUGCUA